Molecule: messenger RNA, 660 nt
Organism: Cordyceps militaris CM01
Lineage: Eukaryota; Fungi; Ascomycota; Sordariomycetes; Hypocreales; Cordycipitaceae
Exons: 5
Coding region: 1-660 (219 amino acids)
Source: RefSeq, a predicted model, not a curated record
AUGCCAGACCACGAGUUCCUCUCCGUGCGCGUCUCUGCCCAUCGAACCCACAGCCGGAUACCCACAGCGAGCCCCUGUGGCGCAUCGAUUGUUCCGUACCGGUAUCUUCAGUGGUCGCUGGUCGGUGGCACUGGUAACCGCUCCUGUACUGACAGAUGGCCGCCACAAGCUCGAAACAAUGACGAGAAGUCGUCCUUACCAUGCGCUGCGCUAAGAGCCAAUAAGGCGUUGCCGCACCAGCAGCCCAUACCCGCGUUCCAGUACAUCAAGAGUUACAUCGCUGCUGGCGGGAAUGUGGGAAAUUCUCCGAGUAAAGGAAUGCUUCUGGUGCUUGGCAUAGUAUCCGUAGUUACUGGGACACCAUAUUUUCCUCGAGAAUCUGCAUCUGUCCUUGUAUAUCCACUCUACGCGUGCUUGGUUGUCAAAGAACACGGUCGCGUGUGCCUCUUUUUUCUCUCAUUUGGUCUGGAGCCCUUGCCUCUCAGUCCUGAUCUCACCACACAAUAUACGCAAUUGUCAAAGUAUGGAAAACCCCCAACCUGUCUCGACAACCAGAUGAAAUACAAAUUCCUGGCAAAGCUCGGCGCGAACCCCAGUCUGGACCACCAAUAUUCUGGCGAGGCUACGAGGCGGCUAGCUGUGGACAGUAAACAUUCCUAG